AUGGAGUUACUGGCAGAAGAGGGAAGAGAGCCCUGGGAGACGCAGGUGCGCCAGAGCCUGGUCCCACUGUACUUCCGCUGGCACGACGAGAACCAACGGGUGGCAGAGGCCGCUCGGGAAGCGCUGCUCUGGGCUGCAAGCUUCCUCCAGAGGAAGGACCUGGAGCAGCUGCUGAAGACAGAGCAGCCCUUCAGGUUCUGCGAUUGCCUGAUGGAAAAGGACAUGAGCCAAAGGGGCGAGCACCUGCACCAGGCCCUGCCCUACCUGCAGAGCCCACAGGAGCCCCUGCGAGAGGCAGCCGUCAGGUUCAUGGGGGUGGUCGGCUGGCACAUGAGGGAGCGGCAGCAAGACCUGUGGCCCAUCCUCAAAGCCCUUACAGCCAUGAGCGAGGACGACUGCCCCUCCCUCUCCACCAUGAGAGCUGCACUCAUGGCCACUUACAGCCAUGCCAUGAGAACUCCACCUGCUCCACUGAGACGACCAAUGUCCCUGCAACAGCCCCCCACCACAGCCCAGGGACCACUUCUCAGCGCGGCUGCAGCUCCAGCUGAUGCUGGGCCCAACUGAGCCAGCCCGCAAGGCCAGGCAGCUCCUG
Messenger RNA from Chiroxiphia lanceolata (lance-tailed manakin), 595 nucleotides. RefSeq names its product maestro heat-like repeat-containing protein family member 6. Gene Ontology annotation, cellular component: cytoplasm. NCBI's taxonomy places the organism in Eukaryota, Metazoa, Chordata, Aves, Passeriformes, Pipridae. The record is from RefSeq and is a predicted model, not a curated record. The transcript has 5 exons. The coding region runs from base 1 to 567 and encodes 188 amino acids.